CAGUGUCGAUAUUCACCGUAACAUCUAAGAGUAUGACCGUGCAGUGGAGCAGAUGCUCAGGAGCCAGUUCCUACAAGAUCACAGCAACCUCCAAGAACUCCCUGGAUACCUCAGCCUUCGCCCAGUUCGGUGCCAACUCUGUGAUGGGCUCCAUCAACUCUCUAACCCCCAACAACAUGUACAUCAUCAGGGCUGAGGCCAUGGAUAACAGCCUGAAUGUUUUGAGCCAGGCUGAAGUAGAAGAGACCACCGCUUCUGAGGUGCCCACCAUCAACAUGGCAACAUCAAAACAGAGUGAGAGCAUGACCGUGGAGUUCACUCAGGUGUCCGGUGCCACUUCCUACAUCCUGCGUGCCGAGACCGCCGACAUGUCCUUCUUCUGCGAAACCAAGGUGUCCUCUUCCCCUGGGACCGUGCUCAACCUUCAGGCCUACACCGACUACACUCUCAGUGUCAUGUCCGUCAACAGCGGAGGCAGAAGCCAGCCUUCCCUCCCUGUGGUAGCAAAGACAGUGGUUGCUGCGCCCAAGCUCAACUCCACCUCUCCCAGCAAUGACACCAUUGUGGUGGGGUGGGAGCCUGUGGACCACAUUUUCCUGUACACCAUUAGCAUCAUCAUGGAGGGCUCAGACAGCAGGGUGAAGCUCAACACCACUGACACCAGCGUGACCUUCUCUGGCCUGGAGGCUGGGACAACCUAUUGCAUCAAGGGCAACGCCUGGGACCCCGAGAAAAGACAGGGAGACGACUUCACCGUCUGCCAGAUCACACGUCCAUGCAUCCCUGUGCUCACUGAGUUGGAGGUGAGGAUGGUGGGCUCUGAGGCUGGUCUGUCUGUGUCCUGGGCUCCAUCUCAGGGGGCAGGGGAGUACCUGGCCUUCAGCUCCGAGGGGCUGAACUGUACCUCUACCACCGGCACCUGCACCCUGGCCCCCGUGGGGUGUGGCCAGAGACACACCGUCACCGUGACAGCCAUCAACGAGGGAGGACCCAGCAGCAUCCCUUCUGCUCCUGAGGAGUUCAUCACCUUCCCCUGCCCACCAGAGCCUCUGCGUGUGGAGGAGACCAAGGCAGGUAAUUGCUCUGUGUUGUGGGACGCCAUUCCCUACACCGACACCUACGUGGCCUUCAUCAAGAGGGAUGAUGGUCAGGAGGAGAGGUGCAACACCAGCUCCACCAGCUGUAACUAUCACUGCCAGUGUGGAUACACCUACCUGAUGACUGUGUUCGCCUUCAGCCCGGCUGGAUCCAGCCCACCGGGCCCCGUGCUCAACUACACCACCUUACCCUGUUGUCCCGAGGAUGUGUUCAUCUCCCUGGCCUCCCCCGGCACCCUGGAGAUCAUGUGGUCAGCAGUGCGCGGGGCUGAGGUGUACGAGACGCGGGCGGUGGAAGGGUCAGAGGUCAUCCUGUGUAACGACACGGCACCCGUGUGCGCUCUCUCCGACCUCACCUGUAACAGCCCCUACAGUGUGGUGGUGAUCCCCUGUAAUGAGAUUAGAGGGUGCAACCACACCUGCAGAUCACACACCAAGGAGACAGCUCCCUGUAUGCCAGAGAUCCUGAAUGUGACCCAGAUUAACACCACCAGUGUCAAUGUCAGCUUUAGUGCUCCCAACAGAGCAGGUGCCACCUACAAAGUGAGCGUAGUGGCCCAGGACAACAGAAACACCUGCACUUCCAGAGGAACUUCCUGUGAGAUACUUGACCUACCCUGUGGCGAGGUCUAUGAGGUCAGCGCCAUAGCAACCACCACCGUGGGCGACAGUUUUCCCAGCUACAGUGUUCCACUGGAAACAGCACCCUGUUGCCCGGCAACCCUUAACGUUGAACAGGUGACUCAGGCCAUGACCAAUGUCACCUGGUCGAUGGCGAGAGGCACACACACCUACAUGACCUCUCUGACCUCACCGAAAGGCAACGCCCGCUGCCACACCCUGGACACCCACUGCCUGAUGGGAUGCAUCACCUGCGGAACAAACUACACCGUCAGCAUGGAGGCCAUCAGCCGCACUGGACACAUGUCUGAGUGCACCUAUCAUGGCUUCUCAUCCAGUGCUUGUUGUCCAUCGGGCGUGAAGCUGUACAGGAUGGCCAACAACACGCUGCGUGUAUACUGGCGUUCCACUGGCGGUCUCCAUAACUACACGGCCAAGAUGGUUGGUAGCCAGUCCAACUACACCUGCACCCCUCCCCCCGGGGGCAACACCUGUGAAGUGCCGGAGAUCAUGUGUGGGGACGUCUACAACGUAGUGGUGGCCCCUCUCACCCAGGACGGAGCCAUGGUCCAGUUCUGCCCCCAGAGGAUGUACUCAGUUUCCUGCUCGGGAAGCAAUGUUGGAAUGGUAAUCUAUCGAGGAAAGAGAAGUCUGGACUAGCAGAUGUUCCCAGUCCCGUAGAUAUCAGGAGGAGCAGAGACAAGCUUCCCAUCCUCAUUCCCCCAACAUGUCUACCAAUCCCCAAGAGGAAGUGAACCUCUCUACAAAAUAUCCCAGCCUAAAUUAUAGCUUCGUUUAAGACCUGUUUUUUGGAUGUGCAAAACAUUUACAGUUACUGAUCUGAACAAAUAUACUGAAUUUAACAACAAAUUCAUCCUGAAUAAGUAGCUUUAUUUUUAUUUUUAUCUAACACUUUUUUUAUUAAGUGUUUUCAUCAUUGUUUUUAAUAAGAAUGAGAAAUUAAAUGUUUUUAUUUGGAUAAAUGUCAGCAAAAUGCAAUAAAAAGUACCAACUAUUAAUGCUACUUAAAAGAUAAGUAGUUACCAGACUAAAUGUGGAUUAAAUAUAUUAAAGUAGAUGUGUAUUCAGAAUGUUCCACAUUUAAAUCCAUGUAUUGAUUGUACAAAAGUUUACAGAAUUGUACAUCAUGCACAGUAAUUGAAAUGUUUGAUAUUAAAACUGAAACUCAAAUGGCAACUAUCGAUCAUUAAUUGGAAAUGUAAAAAACAAAGAUGAACAACAUUUAAUAAUUGAAGUAGAGUAGCCUUUCCUGCAGUCAAAUGACCAAAUCGUCCUCUAAUGGCCUCAUG
Messenger RNA from Salvelinus sp. IW2-2015, 3028 nucleotides. Its product is annotated as fibronectin type III domain-containing protein 7. Gene Ontology annotation, molecular function: protein binding. The record is from RefSeq and is a predicted model, not a curated record. NCBI's taxonomy places the organism in Eukaryota, Metazoa, Chordata, Actinopteri, Salmoniformes, Salmonidae.